CUCUUUUCUGCACUUAAAGUGAAUGUGGCUUUGCAGCCAACAACACUAUACUGGAAUUAACUGACAUCCACACAGACAUUGGCGCACCUGUUACCUCCACGGAGCGCAAGAUCAUGAUCCCUCCGGGAGACUGCAUGUAUGCGGGCAGAAAGCGGAGGAAGCCCAUCCAAAAACAGAAGCCGUCCGCUGCCAAUGAGAAAACCAACCCGUCCAAGCGGCACCGGGACAGGCUGAACGCUGAGCUGGACCGGCUGGCCAGCCUGCUGCCGUUCCCCCCGGAUGUCAUCUCCAAGCUGGACAAGCUGUCCGUGCUGCGCCUUGCAGUUUCCUACCUCCGUGUCAAAAGCUUCUUCCAAGCAAGCCAAGAUAAGACCUCCAGGAAGCAUAUCAUCGGCACAGCAUCCACUAACCCUGAACCCAGGAAAGAGAGUCUUCCACUGGGCAACACUGUCAAUGAAAGCAGCCUCCUCCUGGAAUCUCUGACAGGCUUUGCCUUGGUGGUGAGCAGUGAUGGGAUGGUCUUUUAUGCCUCCUCGACCAUUGUGGAUUAUCUGGGAUUUCAUCAGACUGACGUGAUGCACCAGAAUGUGUUUGACUACAUCCACAUAGACGACCGUCAGGAGUUCAGACGCCAGCUCCACUGGGCCAUGUGUCCUCCACAGCACCAGGGAACAUCUGCCCACCAGGAUAACCAGUUACCUGCAGGGACUGGUGAGGACUUUGUAGUCAGCAGCCAGUUUCACUCUCUGGAGGCAGGGGGAAUUCCUCCUGAGCUCUCCUGCUUUCUUAACAGAUGUUUCAUAGCCAGAGUCCGAUGCCUCUUGGACAGCACCUCUGGAUUCUUGACUAUGCAGUUCCAGGGUCGACUGAAGUUCCUCCAUGGGCAGAAGAAGAAGUCAGCCUCUGGGGCUCUGCUGCCUCCCCAGCUGGCACUGUUCUGUGUAGCUGUACCCCUCCUACUGCCCUCCAUCACUGAGAUGAAAAUGAAGAACAUGCUAAUGCGGGGAAAGAACAAGGGAGGAGCAGGAGGAGGAGGGAUUAUCUCUGCACUGGAGCAUGGUGAGCGAGGGGAACACCUUCGGAGGCACUCCUUCAGUGGGGGAAUGGGUGACAUAGCAGACCCUCUCCUCCUCUCAUGUCCCACUCCUGGUGGUACCCAGCGAGGUCACCACACUCCCUGGACCCCGCUCUCCAAAGAUAACCUCAAGUACCGCCCUGAUGGAUACUACAACCAGGAGGAGCCCCUAAACUACUGUAAGUCCUCCAUGGCUUCCCAUAAAGGCCUCAGCCCAGGCCUGGGUGGCGGCUGGCCCCUGCGGCCAAACUCAGGUCCCCUCAGAGCGGGCCAGGGUAUGGGCUACAUCCCCUCUAACCGCGUGAACAAGGCCGGUCAGUACGGGAAGCCAUACCGCCUUUCCCCGAACUACCACAGCAGCAGAGGUGGCGAGGUGUUUGUGUCUAAGCUCUAUGGGAACAUCCAGAUUCCAACAGACCCAGAUGCGUACUGCGUGGACCUGGUGAAGAGCGAGAACGGCUAUGGAGAAUGCUAUGAUGGCCAUCUAAUGCCCGAGAUGCCCCCCAUCAAGGUAGAGCAUGACUCAGACUCUGAAAACGGCUGCGAUGCCUAUGGGCGACCCUGGGCUUGCCGCGACCCAGAGGCCAUCGACCGUCGCUAUGGUAAUGGGAUAUACGACCAAAGCUCCGGCCUGCAGCUGAAAUCAGAGGCAGAUUAUUAUGAUCCGCAGUACUCGCCCUGUCAGCGAGGGAAAGCAGGCAUCAGCCCACCGUACAACAACGGCAACUAUCACAACUAUGCAGUCAACAACAGCGGGAAUACGGCCGCACGUCUGUUAAAGUGCGACAAAGACAUGGGAAAUAACAAUGACAACAACCAGUUCAGUCCUCAGAGACUCUCCCAUUCAGACUCUCUAUGCAGCAACCAAUCUGUCAACCUCAUGGACUCACACGUCUACCCACAGGACCCUCACAAGGCCUACAUGCAGCCGGACUACAACAAGCAUGGCACUUAUGAGUUCAAAGGUCAUGGCCUGAUCCAUUCAAUCAAACGGGAGCCCAUGGACUCCCCACCGUGGUCUGAGAGCGGUCAUGACAUAAACCAGUCCAUGAUGGUUGGGCCAAGGAACGUUAUGCCAUGUGUGAUGAGCACAGGCCACCACAAGUCCAGUCCUUACAUUUAUAUGCAGUAA
Seriola dumerili (greater amberjack) is the source of this 2207-nucleotide messenger RNA. It is a transcript of the gene ahrra, whose product is annotated as aryl-hydrocarbon receptor repressor. The coding region runs from base 114 to 2207 and encodes 697 amino acids. Gene Ontology annotation, cellular component: aryl hydrocarbon receptor complex; nucleus. Gene Ontology annotation, molecular function: transcription cis-regulatory region binding; protein dimerization activity; nuclear receptor activity. Gene Ontology annotation, biological process: regulation of transcription by RNA polymerase II. Lineage: Eukaryota; Metazoa; Chordata; Actinopteri; Carangiformes; Carangidae. The record is from RefSeq and is a predicted model, not a curated record. The transcript is spliced from 9 exons.